AUGGACACGACUAUCUACAGUGGCGAUUGCCGACUAUCCGUCUUCAACAUCUCUUCUCAAGGAUUAUGGGAGAACCUAAAAUCGCCCGAUGUGAUUUUCGGGUACUCGCUGCCUCUCCUGGAGAUGCAAAUACUACUUAUAUUCUUCUUCAUUGUCAUGUCUCACAUGUUCCUUAGAUGCAUCGGCGUUUCCCAGAUCGCUUCAUAUAUGAUUGCUGGAAUUAUUCUAGGGCCUCAGCUUUUGGAUGUUUUAGAGAAAUCUUCAGGGAAACUAUCCGUGGAUCCUGCGUUGGAUGGAACCGCGAUGUUAAGAUGCAUCUCGGUGUUUGGAAGCCUAAUGUUCACGUUUUUGAUGACUGUUCGAACCAGCCGGCGAGUAGCGUUCCACAGCGGGAAAUUACCUGUUGUGAUCGGGAUCGUGUCCUUCUUUGCUCCUCUGUUUGGUCUCGGUUUCAAAAACGUCUUCUCUAACAGCAUUGACCCUCACUACAUGCCUCUGGAUAAAGCCCUAGGUGAACGCACCGCAAUAGUCAUAACCCAAUCUGCGAUACUUUUGCCUUCCACAACAUUUAUCUUGCUAGAGCUCAAUAUCCUCAACUCUGAGCUUGGUCGCCUCGCAUUGUCCGCUACUGUCAUUAAUGACAUCUUAGGGAUCUUUUCCAUGACCCUCGCCUCUAUUCAAGCAACCUACGUGCAUGUUUCACAUGUAACAGCUUACCGUGACGGUGUCGCGGUGUUCAUCUUUCUUCUCAUCGUGUUUCUUGUUUUUAAGCCGAUUGUGCAGUGGGUCAUUGACCGCACACCAGAAGACAAGCCUGUGAAGAAUGUAUACGUUCAUGCCGUGAUUCUGACAGCAUUUGCAUCUGCUGCUUAUUUUGCGUUCUUCAACAUGAAAUACAUCUUGGGACCAUUAAUGAUUGGCCUCAUCAUACCGGAAGGUCCACCGUUAGGAUCGGCCUUGGAGGCUAAGUACGAAAAGCUUACGAUGAACAUAUUCUUACCAAUCUCAAUCACAGUCAGCACGAUGAGAUGUGACGGAAUAAGGAUCUUAACCGAGUUCAAUGACAUCUUCGUCAACAUCUUCCUAACAGUUUUAACACUUGUCCUAAAACUGGUCGCAUGUCUUGCACCUUGCUUGUACUACAAGCUACCUCUCAAUGAAUCUAUCGCUGUUUCUCUCAUCUUAAGCUACAAAAGUUUCACUGAUUUCAUUCUCUACGAAGCUGUAUUGGAUGACACGUAUAUAUCGCAGGCCACAUACGCGUUCUUGAUCAUUUAUUCGUUACUAAAUGCUGGGAUUGUCCCUCUGGUCUUAAGGAGCAUGUACGAUCCUAAACGAAAGUACGUUAAUUACCAGAAAAGGGACAUAUUGCAUCUAGAACCAAACUCACAUCUUCGAAUCUUAACUUGUUUGCACAAACCAGAAAACGUCUCUGAGAUCAUUGCAUUGCUCCAAUUGUUAUCUUCCCCAAACCUAGAUUUCCCCAUCGCGGUCACAGUUCUUCACUCUGACGAUAAUUCCAUAAGAAAUUUAAACCAGCAAUUGCUAGACAGUGCGCCUUGUUCUAUAGGCAUACUAGUGGACCGCGGGCAGUUCUCACGAAAAAGUAUUGUAACAAGCAAAAAAAUGUACAACAUUGAUGUUGGUGUGGUCUUCAUUGGAGGCAAAGACGAUCGAGAGGCACUAUCACUGGUAAAAAAGAUGAAACAUAACCUUAGGGUCCGUGUAACCGUGACCCGACUCGUAUUCAACAAUGAAGUAGAGCCAAACUGGGAUAACGUUCUGGAUAAUGAAGGUUUAAAGGAUGUAAAGGUUCGAGAAGAAAACAAUGAUAUUGUUUAUAUAGAAAGGGUUGUGACCAGUGGUGCAGAGGUAGUCACCGUUGUCCGAUCGCUUGCUGAAGAGUACGAUCUUAUGGUUGUUGGGAGAGAUCAUGAUAUGACAUCAAAAGAAUUGUCAGGACUAAUGGAGUGGGUCGAACUUCCUGAGUUAGGUGUCAUUGGGGAUUUGCUGGCAGCUAGAGAUCUCAACUCUAAUGUCUCGGUUUUAGUAAUUCAGCAACAACAACAACAAGUGUGA
Molecule: messenger RNA, 2079 nt
Organism: Camelina sativa (false flax)
Lineage: Eukaryota; Viridiplantae; Streptophyta; Magnoliopsida; Brassicales; Brassicaceae
Source: RefSeq, a predicted model, not a curated record